This is a messenger RNA of Humulus lupulus (European hop), 731 nucleotides long. RefSeq lists its product as uncharacterized. Gene Ontology annotation, biological process: coenzyme A biosynthetic process. The record is from RefSeq and is a predicted model, not a curated record. The transcript has 6 exons. NCBI's taxonomy places the organism in Eukaryota, Viridiplantae, Streptophyta, Magnoliopsida, Rosales, Cannabaceae. Gene Ontology annotation, molecular function: pantetheine-phosphate adenylyltransferase activity; dephospho-CoA kinase activity. Bases 1 to 453 code for a protein of 150 amino acids.
AUGCAGAGAAAGUCAAUCUCCAUUUGUCCGCAGACCCUCACCCUCACUCUCGAGAUCUCCGUCGACGCACCCCUCACCCUCGAUCUCUCUGUCGCCGCACCCUCACCCUCCCUCUCGAUCUCUCCGUCGCCGCCUCUACCUCAGCCAGCCGAUUGUAGCCGCACCGCCACCGUCGCCGACCGAAUAGCACAGGCAGAAGGGACGAUUCGCACGGAGCGAAGAGCACAGGCCGAAGAGCUCACUGUGCAAGCUGAGCCAAUCAUGGACCCUUAUGGCCCUUCUAUAGUUGAUGAAAAUUUGGAAGCUAUAGUGGUCAGUAAGGAGACUUUACCAGGUGGAGUUUCAGUCAAUAAAAAGAGAGUUGAAAAAGGGCUUUCACAACUAAAGCUUAAAACAAUGGCCAUGAGUACUUAUCCCCAAAAAAAUCAGAGCUCUAUCUCGCCGUUCUCCUGACUCCGCUACUCUCUCCAUUUCGCUGUCAUCUCUUGGUUUUCCGAGGUACUCUUGCUCGUCUUUGGUGUGCGUGGCGUCGUCUCCGGUGGUGGCUGUUCUCUCUUCUUGUUAAAGUUCACCUUCGACAAGUCAUAUACUACUCAAGAAAUCGAUGAAGUUAGAGAAGAAUGGGCAAUGUUAUUUUUACAUUUGGUUAGAGCAAAAUGAAUGAUGUUAUAGCUAGCUAAUUACAAUACAUGUUUAGAAAUUUUAAAUUUAUUUCGUAAAAUUUUUUGCCA